Parastagonospora nodorum SN15 is the source of this 1206-nucleotide messenger RNA. RefSeq lists its product as hypothetical. The transcript has 3 exons. Gene Ontology annotation, cellular component: nucleus. Lineage: Eukaryota; Fungi; Ascomycota; Dothideomycetes; Pleosporales; Phaeosphaeriaceae. The record is from RefSeq and is a predicted model, not a curated record. Bases 1 to 1206 code for a protein of 401 amino acids.
AUGUUUGGCACUAAGAAGUGCGUUGCCGCACUCCAAAAGGUCGAUUACGACGAUGAUGCCCACAACUACCUCCUCAAUGUCGAGGUGCCGCCCUAUCCAUUGACCAACGCCUGGAAUCCGACCAUGAUGCUCAAGGCUGCAAAUAGAAGACAAGAACGGGAACCUGCUUUCGCAUCCUCGCUUUCGAACACCUACAGUGGUGCAUAUAACAUGUCAAAGCAGACGAGCUACGCUUCUCAGCUCUCGCAGAAAGGAUUUGCUGUUCCUUCGGGUGCGGGUCUUACACAUACAGACUUUAAGCUGCCGCAGAUGUCUCCCAGUCUGCCAUCCUAUGGCCACUACAGUACUGUGACGCACACCAGUCGAAACUCUGCCUCGAUGGCGGGGCCGCAGUCCGGAGCGUCGGGAUAUGCCACAUCAGGAGCACUUCAAACACCUGUUCUUGUUCGAGCCACCUCUAUUUCACAGACAGGAGGUGCGGCGACCAGCCAGCCGUUCAAUCCCUACUCAAUGUACCAGUCAAAGGCCAUUUUGAAAGUUGACGGUGACCUGGACAAGAUGAGCGAGGACUGGACCCAAGAGGAGUUGGACGCAAAGAGACGCCUUGUCGAGUUCAAAAGAUCGCAACAUGGCAGUACGAUCACGACUUCGUUUGCGCCAGUGACACCAGAGGCUCGUGCGACCCGAAGUAUUUGUGUCAGCUGCAUCUGGUGGGAGGAGAAAGACGAGUGCUUCAUCACGAGUGUCGACACCAUUUUCCUGUUGGAGCAGUUGGUGAAUGUUCGCUUCACGGUCGAGGAGAAGAACCGAAUCCGCCGGAACCUGGAGGGAUUCCGCCCAAUGACUGUUUCCAAAGCCAAGUUGGACAGCGAAGCUUUCUUCAAGGUCAUCAUGGGUUUUCCGAAUCCUAAGCCGCGCAACAUUGAGAAAGAUGUCAAAGUCUUCUCGUGGAAGGUUCUUGCGCAGGCACUUAAGAAGAUCAUCAGCAAAUAUGUACUCUGCGAGCUACUCAUCCACUGCUGGCGUCGGAUCACUUCCUAUCACAUCGACUUCAACAUACCCGGGCGCCAUGUCGCACGCAGCAGCGAGUGUGCAUCGAAAUUCUUCGCCACAAUCGGUAUCAGCUUCGACUGCAUCAACGGCAUACACACCACACCUAGCAGCAUCCAGUCUAUCUCCCCACCUGAGAGUAUCAGCAGGCCUUGA